Messenger RNA from Tetrahymena thermophila SB210, 1645 nucleotides. Its product is annotated as chitinase class I family protein. Gene Ontology annotation, molecular function: poly(A) RNA polymerase activity; mRNA binding. The transcript has 5 exons. NCBI's taxonomy places the organism in Eukaryota, Ciliophora, Oligohymenophorea, Hymenostomatida, Tetrahymenidae. The record is from RefSeq and is a predicted model, not a curated record. Gene Ontology annotation, cellular component: TRAMP complex; nucleolus. Gene Ontology annotation, biological process: RNA 3'-end processing.
GUAAAUAUUUCCCACUUAAAUUAGUUUGAAAGAUUUGUUAUAAAUUCAAUUUUAGAAUUAAGGCAACUAAAAAUGUCAGAUAAAAUGGAUAAAAUUUUGAAAGACUUAGAUCUCACAAGUGGGUCUUAAAAGAGAAAAAUGAAAGAUAGAGAUUUAGAAUAAGAAUAAGGCGAUUUAAGUAAAGAAAUAAUGUAAAGCGCAGAUAAUUCAUUCAAGAUUGAGGAUUAAACUUAAAAAAAAAUAAAGAUAUCAGAUGAUAUUUAGGGAGAUUAUAAUAAUAAUUAAGAUGUAAAUUAACAAGAUGGUGUUUUAGCAGAGAAAAUAGGCGAAUAGAUAGUUUUUAUAAACCUUGAAGAAAAUAAAUAGCAAUACUAAAAUAAACCUGUAGAAAUAGAUGACUUUUUAUAGUUUGAGGAAAAAUUAGAUAAAAAGGAAGCCGAAGAAGGUGAUUUAAAUAUAGAACCAAUUAUUGGAAAGCAAGCAGAUGAAUAAAAGGUAGCACCCUGGGCUUCUCUUAGAACUCUGCGUAUUAAAAAUCCUCUUUUGAGAUUACAUAAUGAAAUUAUUGAGCUUACUGAUUAUUUAUCACCUACCAAACAAGAGCAUGAAAUAAGAUUAAAGUCAAUGGAAAGGCUCAAAAAAAUUUUGUUAGAUGCAGUUCCUGGAUGUGAAGUUAAAACCUUUGGUUCUUUCAGCACUGAAUUAUAUCUACCUAACUCAGAUAUAGAUAUGGUUAUUGUGAAAGAUGAUAUACAGAACAAAUCUCUGUAUAAAAAAGUAGCUGAUAAAAUAAUGAAUUGUGAUGAUAUUUAUGAAAAUAUAAAUUUAGUUACUAAUGCUAAGGUGCCUAUUAUCAAAUUUGUUGAGAAGGAAACUUAAAUCAAUUUUGAUAUUUCUUUUAACAAAGAAGAUGGUGUUAAAUAAUUAUCAGAAGUUAAAAAAGGCUUAGAACUCUAUCCUGAAAUGAAAUACCUGAUUAUGGUAAUGAAAUGCAUUCUCAGAUAAAGAGACUUGCAUGAAACAUAUUCAGGUGGUAUUGGAAGUUUUCUGCUUUUCUGUAUGAUUCUUGCAUUUUUAAGGGAUCUUCGCAGACAAUAUGAAAAGGAAAAUAGAGUUUAAGAAAUACAAAAUAUUACCUUAGGAGAAUAUUUAUUAAAAAUGUUUAAAUUUUAUGGAUUUUUUGAUGUUGACAAUAAAAGAAUUAUCAUGCAUGAAGGAGGUGAAGCACAAUUCAAAAUUUACAUGAUUGUUAAUUAAUUUUUACUUAAAAUAUAUAUUUAGGUGCAAUUGUCGAAAAGGAUAUUAAAGAUAAAAGAUUUAGCUUACUUAGCCCCUAGGAUCCUACUCACGAUAUUGGAAAUUCAUCUUUCAAAAUCAAAGAAUAAGUUUUCCCACUAUUCAAAAAUAGAUUCUAAUUCUUUACUAAUUAUAACUUCAAAUAAGGCGAAAGCACUCUUAAAUAUUUAGUCAAUCCAUCUAACUCAACAUUUACUUUCUAAAAGGAAGAAAAGUGAAAAUAAAAAAUUUAUCUAUCCUCUAAACAAUAAAGCCUUUUGAUUUUGCUUUAUUUGUUAAAUAAAUUUAUGUUACAUAGCUAAUUUAUUCGUGUUUAUUAAGGUAAUUUAAUUUUAUUAAAUAUUUUCUA